GUGCGCCUCUCUCCGGUCUCUCCUGUCCGCUGCUGGCUUCAGCAGAGCGCGGAGCCUCGGGAAGUCAACAGGAGGGUACGGAUAGUAACACUUGGAAGUAUAAACAACGAGGAACCGACUCCCUUCGCCUUGGUCUGCACCAGCCAGAUCUUACUCGAUCUAAUGAGUCGUGACUUUGUCGGUAACCCAUGAGGCGGAGUUUUGCCCCGGGGUGGGUUUGUGUUACCUGGCCAGCCUCAGACGCAGAGCUGAUGGAGAGAGGCAGAGCUGAGCGCGGUGCCAGUCCGGAGCGCUGUUGAGCAGAGCCUCAUUCAGCGCAGAGCAGACUCUGCUGACAGGGAGCGGUCUGCUUUCUAGCACGACCUGUGUGAAUUCUCAGUUUGGUUUUUAGAAGUGAUUCGAGUGCUUUCUCCAGAAGCAACAACUCGUGCAAAAAGAAAACCAUUUUUGUUUUUCAGUUUUUGUGUCUUUUGCCGACGGAAUGGGGAUGUAACCGGUUACCACGUGCAUUUGGAAGUGGCGUGAGGUUGCCUCCAGACUGUGAAGAGCAAACUGCAGGGGCGUGUGGUUAAUUGAAAUCGAUCCGGUGGUCUCUUUUUUGAAUGUGAAGCAGCAGCAGAGGUUCUUUCUCCUCUCCUCCCCCUCCUCUCACCUCCAACAUGACUUCACUGUCGGGGACCAAGGAGAGGUCUGUGAGCAGCCGGAGCAGAAAAUAUGGGAUGCCCGACACUUCCCCGACAAAAUCUGCCUCCUUCUUCCCGGACACAUGGUACCGAAAGGCCUAUGAGGAAACCACCCGCUCCAGCACGCGCCCCGCCCCGGAGGGAGCUGGUUCCAUGCCAAGCUCCACAGGCACCCCGUCCCCAGGCUCAGGAAUCUCCUCACCAGGAUCCUUCUCUGGAUCACCGGGGACCAUCUCUCCAGGGAUUGGGACAGAAUCGCCUGGUUCUCUGGGUGGCUCCCCGGGUUUUGGCACAGGAUCACCGGCCUCUGGAAGUGGAAGUUCCCCUGGUAGUGAAAGAGGGAUAUGGUGUGAGAACUGCAACGCUAGGCUGACAGAACUGAAAAGACAAGCACUGAAACUGCUCAUCCCUGGACCUUACUCCAGCAAGGAUCCCUCCUUCUCUCUCCUUCUUCAUGAUAAGCUUCAGGUGCCCAACAGUUCUCGGCGGGCAUGGAACGAACGUGACAGUCGCUGUGAUGUCUGCACAACUCACCUCACUCAGCUCAAACAGGAAGCCGUGCGCAUGGUCCUCACUCUCGACCAGUGGGAUUUGUCUCCCACCUCUUCCCCUACGUCCCUGAUUGGACGAUAUGGAUCUCAAGGACCUCCGGGUCCAAUGGGAGCAUCCGGAGCACCAGGAGGUCCUGGAUCACGGGAGUGGCCUCCUCCUUUUCUUCCUUCCUCCUCCUCUUCAGCUGCUGCCGUUUCACAUCCUCCUCACCCGUCCUCCCAGUCACCUUCCCCAAGCCCCAGCCAGACCCCAACACCAAGCCCGAGCCACGGACCAUCCAACCCCAGCCAUGGGAGUACCCCGGUGGGGCAAACAUCCAGCUGUGCUCCCACAAACCCACAACCUCAAGGCCACAGACUGGGGUCCAAGCCCAGCUCCCUGGGGCUUGGAGGUGGGGUGGACAGGAGGAAUGGGUCCCCCAGUUCAGGAAAAGCUGGUGCCCAACAGCAACCAGUAACUGGAGUAAACAGCCCUGGCAAUAAUAGUGGUAAUAGCAGUAAUAAUGGGAGUGGAGCGGUACUGAGUGCAGCAGCUCUGCAGGCCCAUCAGCACCUGAACCGAACUAAUGGAGGAGUUACACUCUAUCCGUACCAGAUCUCCCAGAUGGUCUCUGAGGCCUCCAGAGAAGGUUUGACUGAGGCUGCCCUGAACCGCUUCAACACACACUCUCCUUCACACACAAAUUCAACAUCACACACAAACUCUCCCUCACACACUUCGGCUGUAACCACGACGGCACCGACCACCACCACCUCUGCUGCUGCCUCCUUCUUUGCCAGAGCUGCACAAAAGUUGAACUUAGCAUCUAAGAAGAAGAAGCAGAAAACCGCCGCAGUCACAGCCCCAGUGACAUCAGCAUCACCGUCAUGUGACCCCCCUCUGUUCCCCACCAAUUUUAGCUCCGCCCUGUUGAUGGCCCCUCCCCCGGCUCCACCCUGCCUUCUCCGUGCAGCCAACAAAAUCAAAGACAACCCUGGGCUUGGAAAGGUGAAAGUGAUGGUGCGUGUGUGCCCAGUGUCUCAGUCGGAUGCAGCUGAGUCCAGUUCCUUUCUUAAAGUGGAUCCCAGGAAGAAACAAAUUACCAUCAUGGACCCCUCAGCCAAUCAGACACCAAGCGCAGCCUCCCAGAAAAGAGCGGGAGCCAAUCAGGUCCCUCCAAAAAUAUUCACCUUUGAUGCUGCAUUCCCUCCUGAUGCAUCACAGGCGGAGGUGUGUGCGGGAACGGUUGCCGAGGUGAUUCAGUCGGUGGUUAACGGAGCAGAUGGCUGUGUCUUCUGCUUUGGACACUCCAAGCUGGGUAAAUCCUACACAAUGAUUGGCCGUGAUGACUCUCUUCAGACUCUGGGUAUAAUCCCCUGUGCCAUCUCCUGGUUGUUUAAACUCAUCAAUGAGAGAAAGGAGAAAACAGGCGCACGCUUCUCUGUUCGCGUCUCUGCAGUCGAGGUUUGGGGAAAAGAGGAGAACCUUAAGGACUUGCUGUCUGAAGUAGCUACAGGUAGUUUACAGGAUGGACAGUCACCUGGAGUCUACCUGUUUGAGGACCCCAUCUGUGGCAUGCAGCUCCAGAACCAGUCUGAACUACGUGCUCCGACACCAGAGAAGGCAGCCUGGUUUUUGGAUGCAGCCAUUGCCGCUCGCCACAGUAGCCAACGCCCCAACACCACUGAAGAAGAACAUAGGAACUCACACAUGCUGUUUACAUUGCACAUAUACCAGUAUCGCAUGGAAAAGACAGGCAAAGGAGGGAUGUCAGGAGGCCGCAGUCGCCUCCACCUGCUGGACCUGGGCAGCUGUGAUGUCAAAGUACUUGGAGGAGAAGGAGGUGGGAAAAGCAGGGAGAACUCUUCACCCAGCUCGGCCCCUCUGUGCCUUUCUCUGUCUGCCCUUGGCAACGUGAUACUGGCCCUGGUCAACGGGAGCAAGCACAUCCCAUACAAGGACAGCAAGCUGACCAUGUUGCUAAGGGAGUCGCUAGGCAACAUGAACUGCCGGACCACCAUGAUUGCUCACAUCUCUGCCUCACCCAGAGAUUUCUCAGAAACCCUUUCCACCAUCCAGAUUGCUUCCCGCGUCCUCCGCAUGAAAAAGAAGAAAACUAAAGUCACCGUGCAAUACACCUCCAGCUCCUCUGGAGGAGAGAGCUCCUGCGAGGAGGGUCGCAUGCGUCGUCCGACCCAUCUGCGACCUUUCCAUCACCGCGGUGACACUGACUCUGACCUUCCAUUGCUGCGACUGUCCAGUGACCCUGACGAAUACUCGAGCAGCGAGCAGUCAUGUGACACAGUGAUCUAUGUGGGCCCAAAUGGGGCUGCAGUGUCAGAUAGAGAGCUGACGGACAAUGAGGGACCACCAGAAUUUGUACCAAUUAUUCCGGCUUUGCUUCGAGGUAAAACGCCAGAGCAGCAGCAAACACAAAGUCAAAGUCAGGCAGCUGGAGCCCAGAACAAGGUGCAGUCUCAGCCAGAGGACCAGCCCAGUGGCCCCUCUCAGCCCCUGCCUCAGCCCUCUCAGUCACUACUUGGGCAGCCGUUGGCCCCUGUCCCAGAGGAGGGAGCUGAGUGCCUGAAGUGCAACACCUUUGCGGAGCUGCAGGAGAGACUGGACUGCAUAGAUGGCAGCGAGGAGGUGGCAAAGUUCCCCUUUGAAGAGGUUCCAGCGAGCAAACAAGGUGCCAAACAAGAGCCAUGUCCAUCUUCAGCCGUCCAAACCUCAGCUCCUUCUGCUCCUGGCUCUGCUGCUAUGUUGGAUACAGAAACCAAAACAGGCUCUGCAUGUGCUGUAGGAGGUGCAGUGCAGUCCUCCUUCUCCUCAGCAGCAGCAGCAGCAGCAGCCUCCAGGAGGAGGACCAAUGACCAGCAGCUGCAGGAGAUCAAGGAGGUGGUGGAGGAGGCGGAACUGGCCCAGACGAUGAUCCACAGCCUGGCUCAGAGUUCUGGUUCCCCAAUAGUUACUAGUACCAGAAGUGUUACAGGAAGUAACAGCAUCACCUCUAACCCCCUGCACAGGGCUAAGAGCUCCCAUCUACAUGACAGCCGCGAGAGUCUGAAUGCGGGCAGUAACGCUGAGGGGAAGGCACGCCCAUUAGGAUCACCACGCCUCGGCAUCGCCAGCCUGACCAAAACCUCAGACUACAGGCCUCCGUCCUCCCCAUCCCAACGGUGUAAAGUGUACACCCAGAAGGGCGUGAUGCCGGCAACGCCCCCUCUGUCCUCACACACUCUGGCUCAAGACGGCCAGGCCACAGAUGCUUUGACCUCAGACAACAGUUUGGCUGCAGACAGCGGCCGAUCCUCCACAGAGUCCCUGCUGUCCAGGACUUCUCCGGUGGGCAUGAGCCUACAAGUCCGAGAGCCAACUCCAUCUUUGUCUGCCAGCCUGGGCUCCGCUGAGACACUCUGUGACGAUGACGUCCCACCGAUACCCUUGGACACGCACAGGGAUGCCUCAGGACCGGCAGUAUGUGUAGGAACAGUUGGACCUCUGUCGCUUGAGGAGGAUGAACUUGUGUACACUGUGGCUUCUGGAGGUAAGGAGGACCUUAAUGGUAUAGCUCUCAUGGAGACUCGGGCCCUGACCUGUCGUCCAACGAGCAUCAUCAGCUUCAACAGCGACUAUUGCUCUGUCACUGCCCUCACCUCAGGCACUCAAGCCCUCAGCGUCAUCAGCGGUACUGCUGAGGAUGGAGCUCUGGAGGAAUAUCACAUGCCUGUAGGUCCUGCAACAACCUCAGGGGUUACAGAGGUUGUUGCCAUGGCAGAGGUGGCCAUGGCCAAGCUGCGAAUAGAAGGUGAAGCCUUAGCCACAGUGAUGUCUAACUGUGGUUCACCCAUCUCCUCCUGGAUGAGUGAUCUGAGCGUGGGCAGUGAAGCUGACCAGUCACUCCACAGCUUCAGUCAGUCCCAGAGCCAGCAAGGGGAGGCCCUGGCUGAACCUGAAACCAACCAGGGCCUUUCCUUUGGAAUGGAGGGGCUGGGUGAUUAUGAAAGCUGUGGCAGCCCGAGAAGAGGGAGUCUGGAAGGAGAGGUGGUGCUGUCAGAAAACGGGAGUGAUAAGGGAACUCCAACCAAAGACAGGCUGAGGAAACUGCCCCCGUCCAUGGCUAAAACUAACAUCCAAAUUCUGGCAGGACCUGGUAACUUCUCUCCCUUCAAGACCACAAUCAGUGUGCACCCAUGUGUGGCUGUCAAACCCAUGGUUAUACAGGAACCAACCAUCCUCUCUUCACCUACCAGCUUAAUGAAAGACCCAGGCAAAUUUAAUGCACCACUUUUAGCUACGAUUUCCAGUGAGAUGAGCUUUGAAGACCCCUGGUUGAAGCGUGACAUGGAGGAGGGGAGGUCCAGGGAGCUUGUGUGUGAAGUGAGGUCGGGAAAGAGGGAGGUAGAGCAUUCAAAGAGCCAAGCUGGAGCUGGGACUGGAGACCACCGGAGCUUCUGCAGGGAUGGUGGGGAUCAUAGUAGCUCUAGUUCAGGUGGUGAGGUUGUGUCAUCUCCAGAUUCCUUUAAGAGAGUGGUGGAUGGCUGUGAGAUGGUUGCUGUUGUUGCCCAGGGAGAAUGCCUGACGAGUGUCUACAGCCCAGAUAUCCACCGUACUGCCAGUCUUCCCCACGGCUGGCACCGUCUCAACCGGCACGACGAUUUAGACAAUGGAAUCGAGUACCGUAAUCUUGGCGUCACCACUUCAACUCCCUGCAGUCCCCGCGCCACACUUGACCGCCGGGGAUCAACUGGAAAACAGGGCUUUUUCUCCCACAAGAAGGGGGGAAUCCCACCUCUGCCACCGGUACGGAAGUCCAGCCUCGACCAGCGGAACAGAGCAGCCAGCCCUCUCCACCAGCCCAGCCACGGAGUCUCAUUACUGGGCAGCUUAGCAGAUGAUGCAGGUGUCACCAGACAACGAGGCUCCAGCAUUGACAGCAGUAGACUUUUCAGCGCCAAGUUGGAACAGCUUGCAAACAGAACCAACUCUCUGGGUCGUGUCCACAACUCCCACAGUGGUUCCCACCACUACGACUGCUUCUCUCUGGAGAGGGGGGGGAGCCUAAGAGGGGGAGGAGGAGGAGUGAGGGGGGACAGCACCAUGCCUCGUACUGGCCGCAGCCUCACCCGUGCUGGAUCAGUAUCUUCUCCUACUGGAAACACUAGCAGCCCCAGUUUCAGUGCCAGUCCCGGUCCAAGCAGUGCUCCUCAGUCACCAGCUAAAAACAGUGGCCAGUCAAAGAUUUCAGCAGUCAGUAAGCUGCUGAUGACCAGCAGUCCCAAGGCCAGGAGUCUGUCUGCCUCCAGCACCAAGACUCUGAGCUUCUCCACCAAGUCUUUAAGCCAAGCUGCCAGCCGCAGCUCCAGCCUUCCUCCUAAUGGAAAGCCCCAGAACUCAGUCCAGGGCCCUCUGCAGCAGCAGGGACCUUCCCCUGGAUCCUGGUCUACCCAGUCUUUGAGCCGCAGUCGAGGGGGAAGCCUGGCUGCCAAGCUGCCUCUCCGGGCUGUCAACGGUCGAAUCUCAGAGCUCCUCCAGGGAAGUGCAGGCUCACGUUCCAGGAGUCAUGCCCAGGGAGGAGGCACAGAUCCAUCUCCAUCAGGAGAGGAAAGAGGAGUUGGAGGGGCAGGUGGAGGGGGAGCUGGAGCGGGAGGUGGGGGUGGAGCUGGCCUGGGAGAGGAGAGGACAGCAGUGGUCCAAACGCUGCCCUCCCCCUACAGCAAGAUCACAGCUCCUAGAAAACCACACCGCUGCAGCAGCGGCCAUGCUAGUGACAACAGCAGUGUACUGAGUGGCGAGCUCCCCCCGGCCAUGGGGAAGACAGCCUUGUUUUACCACAGUGGAGGCAGCAGUGGCUAUGAGAGCAUGCUGAGAGACAGCAGCGAGAACACAGGAAGUACCUCCUCCGCUCAGGACUCCCUCAGCGAGUACAGCUCAGCCACCACCUCCUCCAGACGGAGCUCCAAGAGCAGCAAGAAGAGCAGAAGCAACACAGGCCUCCAACGUCGUCGUCUGAUCCCAGCACUGACCUUGGACUCUUCCUCCUCCUCAACAUCUCACCGCUCCUCCAAACAGGCCAUCACUUCCUCUUCUUCCUCCUCCUCCAGCCCAGGUGCAUGCUGGGUAGAUGGCCCACUGGGGCCCCCGGUUCCCUCAAACCUCAGAGCCACGACUGCAACGACAGAAACUUUUGAGAUCAAGGUGUACGAGAUAGAUGACGUUGAGCGACUGCAGAAGAGGAGAGACAAAGGAGGGAGCAAGGAGGUGGUUUAUGUCAGCGCCAAGCUCCGUCUGUUGGAGCACCGUCAGCAGAGAAUCAGUGAAGUCAGAGCCAAGUACCAGUGUCUGAAGAAGGAGCUGGAACAAACCAAACAGUACCUGAUGCUGGAGCCACACAAAUGGAUCACCGAGUUUGAGCUACAGCAGGCUUACGAAGUGGACUCUCUGGAGUAUUUGGAAGCUCUGGAGACAGUGACAGACAAACUGGAGACCAGAGUCAACUUCUGCAAAGCCCACCUCAUGAUGAUCACCUGCUUCGAUGUGUCCUCAAGACAUCGGUAAACAGAUGGAGGGAUGGAGAGCUGGAGGACAGAGAGGCAGACACACAGCUAGACUCAAUAAGAUGUCGACAUUUGGACCCUUUGCCCCCUGAUUAAUCAAACACCUUUAGAAAAUAUCUCCUAAACUAAUACAUCUCAUUGGAUGACUGGAUAGUUGGAAAGGAGGGAUACAGGGAUGGACUGACCGCUUGAUCCUGCAUGUCAACCUUAUGUCUCUUCCAGAUGUAAGUAGGCUGAAGGACAGAUGGAUGGAGAUAUGGAGGGAUAAAAGGAAUUGAGAUAUAUAGAGAUUUAUAACAGGACAGAAGAGUUUGUAGAUUUUUUUUUUCUUAGGGCUUGGAAACAACCUCAGAAACAGACAUUGAACAGCAUCUCACAGACUAUGAAUCAGCUAAAUGAUGGUUCUGAGUCUGAAAAGAAACAUCAAACAUAACCAAGUGAACAAUUGGACUGCUGAGACACCUCUUAGACUGAGUCAAACAUUUAGGAAUGUAUGGGAGGAAAGGAGUGAGUUUACACAGUCGAGAGCCAUCGGCUGUAAAUACAGAGUGCUGACUACAGAAUGGUCUGGUAUUGUUGUGUAGUAAAUUAAAGAGACUGACCAAGAGAAAGACAGCAGGACCAAGAAACAUGAUUUAGAUAAGUGCCUUGUGAACAUUUCAACAAUACCAAGACCAAUUCUCUUUCUCUCUGAAUUUGUGUACAUGCAGUAAGUAUGGUGCUAGCAUAGAAAAAAUACAACACAAAAGAUUAGUGUCCUUGGAAAAUCUUUGAACUUAUAGCCAUUUCUAAAUGUGAUGUUUUACUGUGGGUCAGUGUUUCACUAUAUCAUAAACAAAUUGUAUGUUUGAAUGGUCUUUGGUACAUUGAUGAGAUAUUACACUAAAUUUAAACUGGAUCCCUAACUAAAAAAGUUAAAGAAGACCUACAGAACACAGAGACUAACACCAAGUCCUCUUUAAAACAACAAAACUGUUGCAAGGACCAAAAAUCGAAUUUGAAAAAAACGUACAUGAUUUUUCCAGGACACAGAGUUGUGUGUGUUUAAAAACAAAGAAAAAAAAACACUUAACUCUAGUUUCUUGCGGUGGUUGUUUUUACCUUGACUUCACUCACAAACAGAGCACUUCUGAAUUUUGACCCUGUUUCCCCUGAUACAGAUGUGGUGGCUUUUUCAUGUUCACAAAGCAAUGAAACGUCUAAGUCACGUAGGAGUGGAAAUGAAAAUGUUUUAUGAUCUCUGAUCCAGUGUGAAGUACAUCCAUUGAUUGACUUGACUGACUGUCAGUCAUUUGUAUCUGUGUUGUUCUGCUCUAUUCUAAAAGAAACUGAAUGAUCCGUCAAUGUGUGUGUUUUAUAAUAAGGUAUCCUUUUUUAUUUGAGUGCAAUGGGACCAUGUAGAGACGCUGUAUGAUAGUAGGCUAAUGAAAAUAGGUUAAAGAGAUAUUUAAGAGUAAAUUGUGAGGAAGGCAGAGUUAAAAUGUCCUCCUUCCUGUAUUACUGGAACAAAGUAGUGAAUUUAGAAAACUUACUUGGGACUACAAUUAUGGGUAUAAAUUUAAAUUGUUCCAGUAUUGUCUUUUAUUGAAAGGACACAGACAUUAUAAAGGAACAACUAAAAAUAUACUGUAUAUAUAAAGGAAUGAAAGAGAACUAAAGAAAGAAGAGGAUGAUGACCAAAUUAAGAGGCAAAGAUCUCUGCCUGGUUCCAUUUUUUUUUGGACGGAUAGCAACAUUUAUGAUUUGUUAAUAUUAUUAUCUAUGGUGCUUGAGAUGUUUAUGAUCUAAAUGUUUGUACAAAUACAAAUAUAUGAAAGAGCCUCUGAAAUACAGACCAAUACCCUUCAAAUGCUUCUUCUACAUCGCUGUCAUCAUGUCUGUUGUUCCCGACAUCACCACCCUCUCCUCUGAAUGCCUUUUGCCCAGCAAGCAGAGAGCAUUGUGGGAGAUCCUGUUUGUUGUCUGAGAGGUAAAAGGAGGAAUAGACACCGACUUCACAGGAGUGGAAAUGCUGUAAUGAUAUUGGUAUGAUUUGUCAAAAGCGUCACAGUGCUAAAUUUAUCCUAAUAGAGCAAACUCAGCUUUUAUCUUUUCCACUGGACUCACACAGAAACAGGAAAUGACCUUAAAUGCAUAAGGUCUUGAUCUUCUCAUGGUUGCGUAAAGAGGUAACAGUCAUUAAUUUCAUGUGGCGUACACCUGCUGUGACAGUCACAAGAUAACCUAGUGGGAAAUUACCCCAGAAACUAAGAUGCUUUUGACAGACUGGACCCACGAAGUGUUUUCACAGGAGGCGGGCGAAGCAGCCCUGUGACAUCUCUGAUCGUUUCAGUUCACCGUGCCAGUCAUGAAUGAAGGUUUAUUUAUUUGAGCUCAGGAGAGCAGAGUCGCUUAUUAUUAUGUUCUUAUUUAUUUACACCUUAUGAUCUUAAAAGUUACUAUGCAUUUAAGAAAAAGAAAAAAUAACUGUACAUACUUUGCUGAGCCCAUGUCAUUUAUAAAUAUAUAUACUGUACACAUAUCAUAUAUACACUCAUUUUUAUUUUAUAUAUUUUCUGUUUCUAUUUCAUUUGCUCCUGUUGUUCCUGUUGGAGAUUGUAAUGGGUUUGGGUUUCCUCAAACAUUCACAUCCAAGGUAGUUAUGUGGUUCCAGCACAACAGGAAUUUCAGUCGAUUAAUUACAGACCAGAACUUAAAAAUUAGUAUUAGCUAGUAUAUGCUGCAGUAUUAACUACAGCCUUGUGUAAUUAGCAGUGGAUGUUUUGGGAACCCCAACCUCAGGAUGAGCUAAACGGCCUGUACGUGUUUCCAGAUUUAAGAUGCUAUGUGUGACAUUUCUUCCUUAAUGUGUCACUGCCAAAUCUACUAUGGUAGCGCUUUAUAAUUCUAGCAAUAAUUGUGACAAAUACCUGAGGUUUUGGUGGCCCCAUAUUGUUUAUAGAUAAUGUAAUAGUCCAUUUGUUCCUUUUUCAUUAGAUGCAACUAUGCUAAAAGGGAUGCACUCAUUGUCUGGUGCUUUAAAUAAAAUGAUUCACCAAAUGCUCUCUGUUAUAUCAGGUUGGAGGGCAAAAACACACACAGUCUAAUGAACAAAUUGACGUAUGUGCUGUUAUGUGUUUUUGCUGGAGUGUUCAAGAAUUAUAAUGUGUUAUCUGGAAAUCUGACACAUAGCAUCCUUAAGUUCUUAAGGAGUAUUGUGUGUUACAGUCAGAACACAUUUUUCAGAAACAGAUUUUAUCAGUAGCAGUAAGACACUGAGUUCUGAUCAGUUGUAAGACAGUGGGUCAGUGGUUGGAAAAUCUCUGCAUAACUGAUUAAAACCAGUUUGUGUGUGUCAGUUAAAAGUGCCAAUCUGUUGAGUAGAAGAAUGAGUUAUUUCCUGUGAGAAUUUCGCAGGGUUACGACACAUGAUCAGUGCAAACCAGAGAAUAAGAAGUGUGAAAUUUUCACUGUGUGUGUCGUUUCCAUGAUUUAAGACAGCAAUCACAACGUCCUCUGCAGAUUUACUGUUUUUGAGAAAUGUGGUCCGACGCAUUGUGUUGAUGGAAGAGCAAGCUGGAGGGAUGUAAAUAAAGAAAUGUAUCGAAAGAG
This is a messenger RNA of Siniperca chuatsi (mandarin fish), 11362 nucleotides long. It is a transcript of the gene kif26ba, whose product is annotated as kinesin family member 26Ba. Bases 660 to 7772 code for a protein of 2370 amino acids. NCBI's taxonomy places the organism in Eukaryota, Metazoa, Chordata, Actinopteri, Centrarchiformes, Sinipercidae. The record is from RefSeq and is a predicted model, not a curated record. The transcript is spliced from 28 exons. Gene Ontology annotation, biological process: microtubule-based movement. Gene Ontology annotation, molecular function: microtubule binding; microtubule motor activity; ATP binding.